AUGGCGGUGGAGUCGCUGGCGACGCUCUGCGUGCUGUCGCUGAUCGACCAUCGCGGCCUGCUGGGCUACCUCGGCGACAUGGAUCUGUCGCUGCUGCGACCCGUGUUCGAACACUGCACCGCUGAUCAACUGGACCAGAUUGAGAACGAAAAUAAGGAUCGUGACUUCAGCCCUUUCACAGACGACCUUUGGGAGCGGUGCUACGAACGCAGGUACGGCAUUGAUGGCGUGCAGCAGGUUCAGGACAGAAUGAGACAAGCCAAAGUACUCUACCCAUGGCGACAGCUGUACCAUGCUCGGCAGCAGGCAGAUGAUCGCACGCAGCAGAAGUGUGUGUCACGGCUAAAGGAGCUGUACCACAAGGCAGAGGAAGUGAAGAAGCAGCGGCAGCUGAGGGUGCUGGAAAAGCCCCGCCUCUCAGUCACACGCAGGCGAAUGUUCUCCUCAGCGCCCUCCUCUCAAGCAGCAGCCUGGGCGAACAAGGCAGGCAGCCCCAUGCUCAAGAAGGCUCGCCUGACAUAUGCCAACAGUGUGCAGGCACGGUUAGUGUCAGAUAUCAAGAAGAAACCUCUCAACUACUCCCCACCCCGCUUGUACACGCACAGACCCUCUUCACACUCCUCACUCUCCUCUUCCCCAGCUGCACAAACAACCACCAGGGCUGCUGUAACCACCAGUCCUGUGGUUACCAGACAGUUUAAUUCCACACGCGCAUUUUCGGGGCAGCUGUCAGCCAAUCAGAGCCCUCAUGCCCGCCUUUCUGCCCGCGAGUCACCUUCUGGCCGGGGCUUUUCCGAACCACCAAGAGCCAUGCGGAUGGAGGCUCGGGGGCAGGUUCGGGAGCAGGCCAGGGGUUCGUCGGCUGCGGGCAUUCUGAAUAUUGUUGACCAGAGAGGGGGGUUUGGGGGUGCGAAUGAGAAAUGGGGAGGUGAUAAGGGGAGAUGCAGAGAGGGGGAGGGAAGCAGAGAAAAAAGAAUGAACAGAGGCAUGGACAGGGACAUGGACAGGGAUUGGGAGUGGGAGAGUGGAGGAGGAGGAGAAGGUGGAGGAGAGGGCAGCGAUACAGACGAGGACGCAGAGUACCAAAGGAAGAGAAGGAGAGUGUCUGACAGUGGUAGAGGGAGGGGAGACGGCAGGGAUGCAGAGGAGGAUUGGGACUGGAGUAGGGACAGAAGUGAAGGCUAUGGUAGGGGCAGAGGUGGAGGCAGUGACAGGAGGCCGGUUGAUGGAUCUAGUGGGAGGAGCAGGAGCAGUCAUGUGCAGGCCGGCAGCAAGGAGCGUGUCAUCAAGGAGAGAGCAGCAGGGAUCUCCAAGGGGAAGAAGAAGGUGGAGUGCAGUAUGGACUGGGGAGUGUAA
Closterium sp. Yama58-4 is the source of this 1356-nucleotide messenger RNA. Lineage: Eukaryota; Viridiplantae; Streptophyta; Zygnematophyceae; Desmidiales; Closteriaceae. The record is from the annotation of a GenBank genome assembly.